This is a messenger RNA of Rosa chinensis, 788 nucleotides long. RefSeq lists its product as uncharacterized. The record is from RefSeq and is a predicted model, not a curated record. The coding region runs from base 89 to 712 and encodes 207 amino acids. The transcript is spliced from 4 exons. NCBI's taxonomy places the organism in Eukaryota, Viridiplantae, Streptophyta, Magnoliopsida, Rosales, Rosaceae.
AGAAACCUUCGCAGAGAGAGAGAGAGAGAUCUGCUCAAAUAGACUCAGUCCAUAAUUAUUAUUUCAUCAAAUCUUCAAGCAAACCAAAAUGAAUGAUAAAGCACAAUCGGAUCAUAGUUCAUCCAAGUCUUUGGUUUCUAGGUUGGAUCAUCUGGAUUUCCUUAUGAAGUAUUUGGAAAGAAAACAAAAUUUGGCGAAAUUGGAGAGUAACAAUGGUUCCAGUACUGCUGGAGGAGAACUGAAGAAGAAGCAAUGCAUGCCAGUGGAUCUGGCAUUGAAGGAGACUUACUUCAAAGGCUCACUCAUGGAUCAAGUGGCAGCUCUUGAAAAUAGGCUUUUUCAGCUGUGCUUAGAGAAGGAAUCAAGCAGCUCAUCUAGCACUUCUACACAGGCAUCAUCUGGUGAAACCUACUGGAGCCACGGAUCGAAGGGCGAAUCAUCUUGCUCGCUCCCAACUUUCACUCCCAAUAUUCCCUUUCAUGCUCACAAUAAACGACUCUCCCAAGUCCAUGCCAUUAGGCUUGAAAUUCAGGAACAACCCGAUAGAGGGAAUAAGCCAAAGCAGAAUAAGAAGCCUUUAAGUUCUCCUGCUCAACAGAAACAUAGGAAGAAGAAGACAACUAGGGCCAAUAAGGAUGAAAAAUCUCUCAAAACUGAGAAGAAGAGAAUCCCUCCCAUUAGUUGGCCACACCUAAAAAUAUUGGGCUGCUAGUCUUCUUCUCUCUUUUAGCCUAUUCAUCAUCUGGUUGAAAAUCAAAGAAUUUAAGUACUCUAGCUAGCUAGUUUCC